AUGGUGGGAGGAGGGUGGGGGGGGGGUCCUACAUUUAGAGCAUUGUCUAGUGACCCCACAUGACAAGAACAGAACAGAAUCCUGUUAAAAAUACUGUUCACCAGAAUCACAUCUCCAAAAAAAUCCUAAACAUUUCUGUGAAGACUGUUAUUGUACUGUACAGUCAUUUGAAAGUGUAAACUUUCUCACAUUACCGUGCUACCAGGUGCAAAAAACCAUACUUAUUAAAACAAAGAUGAACUCCAGUACCCUGGUAAUCUUGAUGCCUAGAAUACAAGUGUGAUGUUUUUCUUCUUUUUAAUAACUCAAAGAUAACAUCCCCAAUGCUCAACAUGUGGAGUCAGUAUGAUGGUCCAUUCCUGUGAUGUCGCCGAGAUUCACAGUGUUUGAACAACAGACAUUUUGUCAUCAGAAUACUACCAGUAUGUUUAUUACUGCAAGGCUCCUGUGAUUUGUUCAAACUGAAACUAAAACGGACCCUUGAACUGUUAUUGCAGUCUGGAACUGAUAACCAUCUGUUAGUGUUUGACUCUCCUACAGGACAGUGAUGAGGUAUGUGGAUGUGACUUUUUGACCCUGUAGUAAAAGUUAGGCCCCGUACACACUCAGGUUGUACAACUGAUUCACCACACAUUGGACACAUGAUACAGUAGGCUACUACUGUAGUUCAUCUACACAAAAAUAUUUCACACAACCAUUUUUGCAAUGUCUCCACAACACUGUUUGUGUAGAAACACUCUGUUGUAUCAUAACAGUUUUACCAAAUGCGUUGUGCAUUAGUUCUAUAACUUCAGUGUGAACAGGGCCUUAAAGAGAACAUUCCCCAUUGCACAAGCUGUGCGCUUCGGUAGCCUGAAGAAACUGAAAGAUGAUGUGGAUAAGUUACUGAGCUAUUUACACGUAUGAACAGGAGCAUUAUUCUCUGGUUAAAUGAUGACAACACUUAUCAAACCGGAAUAUACUUCCUAGUAAAUUGGCAUGUAGUCUGCUUUUCAUUGAGUUCUGCCUGCUUCUAGUAAAGUUACAGUAUUUUCUCAUGAAAUAAAACACAAGUGAAGAGACAGGAAUGCAAGAGUGGAAGAGGAACGUUUCCCAAGAAGGGGUUUAAGAUAGAGACUCCUCCUACUACUAUGUAAUGAACUCUUAGCUAAUGCAUUUCAGACAUACUAGUAUCUCAUUCUUAACAUAUCUCCAAGUCAUAAGGACCCAGAGGAAGAAGCAGUGCGAACCUGGUAAUGAAGGUCUUGCAGUGUUGCGAUGAGAAAAAUAUACAGCAUGCUUAGGAUAGUCUUGAAUGACCAACAUUUUUGACUGAAAUGAUUUCCUGUCUUGUCAAAAGCAAUGCUACGCUGUUCUGAUCAACUCUUUUCCCAGGGAAAGUGAACCUUUCAAAGAUUGUGUUUGCAUUAUUGAGUGUCUUGCCAACUUUCAUGUGUGUGUGAAAUGUAUUUAGAAUGCUCUUCAGAAGCUGUUGUAUUGAUUGAGUGUUCAUGUGUUCAUCCUAGUUUUGUUUCUUUGAUGUCUUUGUCAUCUGCUGUAGUCCGAAACACGAUCCACAACCAUCAUGAUUUCCAACGCCGUAAAAUCCAUGCUGAAGGAAGUAGAUUAUAACGGUAGCCUGAUCCCUGUGUCCAGUCUGAACGACAGCUCCGGUAAACUGAAUCUCCUCUCACUCAUUGUGAAGACCAGGCCCAGAUUGGGAUGCUUCUGGCAGGAACCGAAAUACCAGUCCAGAGGCUUUACCCUGAGUGAUGUGCUGAAGCCUGGAAAGCUUGAAGAACCUAAAGACAAACCUUUUAACCCA
Coregonus sp. 'balchen' is the source of this 1804-nucleotide messenger RNA. Lineage: Eukaryota; Metazoa; Chordata; Actinopteri; Salmoniformes; Salmonidae. The record is from the annotation of a GenBank genome assembly.